Molecule: messenger RNA, 4553 nt
Organism: Macrosteles quadrilineatus (aster leafhopper)
Lineage: Eukaryota; Metazoa; Arthropoda; Insecta; Hemiptera; Cicadellidae
Gene: wtrw
Product: transient receptor potential channel pyrexia
Exons: 1
Coding region: 370-3102 (910 amino acids)
Biological process (GO): transmembrane transport; monoatomic ion transport
Cellular component (GO): membrane
Molecular function (GO): protein binding; monoatomic ion channel activity
Source: RefSeq, a predicted model, not a curated record
GUAUCACUACUUGACCUCGCGACUUUCUCCCACUGGCGCUUCGGCAUGCGUCACCAACCGGAAUAUGCUUUGUUCAUUGUUGAGUAGAAUAGCGACCUGCGCGGUUUUACCAAAACAAGAGCGGGUGGCGAGUUAGCGGUAUGUCUGUGUGUGGGAGGGGAUAGCUCCGUUAAACUAGAUCAAAGUCCUAACCGCGGCGACCUUGAACGUGGAGCGCUAGAGAGAGAUAGAGUGAUAGAGAGAGGGAGGGAUAGAGAGGGUCAGUCACAGUGCACAGUCACAGUCAGUUAGUUGCCGACCAUGCGGAUAGUUGGUAGUGUUUGUGUGCGUGUAGUGGAGUAGUUGAACGUGAGUGUCGAUCACAGCGAGAUGCCGCGAACACGUCUAGACCGCGCUGUCAGCAUGAAUACUGACAACAGACCUUACCACGACCUCAAGACCAAGACAGUCACUCCGUCGCUGAUUGGCCGCUGGAAGAGUUUCAGGAGCUCCAUGCACGACUCCGCGUCCGAGCGACUGCCUUUCGGAGACUCCCCGCCCGCCACGGACAGCGUCGGAAUGGUCUUCUUCGAGGAGGAGAACAGCCAUGACGAACUGAGCAUCAAGAUCUGCAAAGACACGAUCAGGCACACUAUCCUAGACAACAUGCGGAUGGUGUCACGAGACGUGAAGAUACUGUUGGAUAUUGAGAACGGACAUUUGGGAAGCAACGAUCUGGACCCGCUUACGUCUAAGUGUACACAAAUCGAGAGGAAUAUAAUUUUUCUAUGGUGUGCGUUUUUGAAAAAGUUAGACCUUCUGGAGGUUCUAGAAAAACAAGGUGUCGAUGUGAAUUUUACUUUGCCAGGUGAAGGACUUUCUUGUCUUCAUUUGAGCGCUUUCAGCGGUUGUGCUAGGUGCACUGAAUGGUUGAUAGAGAAAAAUUGUGAUAUAAACUUGAUGCCGGAGUCAUACACCCCUUUACAUUGUGCGGUGCUUGGGAAUUCCACAGAGACAGUUAAAUUGUUGUUGAAACACCGUGCAGAUUUGAAGGAUACUGUGCUACAUUCCGCUGUCAGAGUGAACGCUGUAGAAUGUUUGUCGCUUCUGGUUCGUCAGAAGCUGGUAGAUGUCAACUGCUUGGACUCCACUGGCAUGUCACCUUUGCACAUCGCAGCUGAUCGUAGGAUGGAGCAGUGUCUCAAAGUUCUGUUGGACUGCAAGAUAGAUGUGAACUUGGAGACUAAGGAGAAGAAGAACACAGCUUUGCACUUGGCAAGUGAAGGAGGAUACGCCGAUUGUGUCUCUAUGCUGAUUUCUAAAGGUGCUUUGGUCGACAAACAAAACUGCAAGGGACAAACCCCUCUCCAUCUGGCAGCAAAGUGUCAGGGUGUGGAAUGUGUGGAAACUUUGUUGAAGGCCGGAGCAGAUGUGAAUGCCGUAGAUGCUGACAACAUAACACCUCUGCGUGCAGCUGUAGGCAAAGCUUUACUGGCAUAUAAUACGUUAGAAACUUUACUUUCAUGGGGAGCCGAUGUAAAUAUAAGAGAUAAAUAUGGGUUUUCUGCUCUCCAUGUGGCUGCACUAAACGAGUUGUCCCAGUGUGUCGAUGCUUUGAUCAUGAAAGGUGCCGAUGUGAGUGCCAAAACUAAAGGUGGGUUGACACCUCUCAGUAUUAUAAGUAGAAAAACACCGGCUUGUUUGGCGACUAUUUGUAAAAAAUUAGAUAGUUCAAUAUCCCUCCACGACCCAGAAGCUUCUAACCGUGAGGUUGAGGUAAAAUUAGAUUUCAGAUAUUUGUUGCAACAUUCGUCUAAUGGAGAAUGUGGUCUUUUAAAAACAUUAGUAGACGAAGGCCAAAAAAAUAUGCUUGAGCAUCCUCUCUGUGGUGCUUUUUUGUGUCUAAAGUGGCAGAAGAUAAGAAGGUUUUACUUUUUGAGACUAUUUCUAAGUGCAAUUUUUGUGAUAUUUUUAACACUUUAUGUUAUGACUGCCCUAGCUCAUAAUUGUUACAAUGCUGCUAAAAAUACCAGUAUAAGUGAUCAAGAACUUUGUCUCAAUAACUCCAUGGUGAGAACAAUGCUGAUCAGCAAUCCACAUGUCAUAGAGGUAACGUGGUACAUUCUCGUAGUUUUUACUGUUGUAGAAAUUUUCAGAAAACUCCUCGGUUUGGCCGGCUAUCGGUCUACAAAACAGUAUUUUUUCCAGUGGUCAAACAUGAUAGAAUGGUAUACAGUGUUCAGUGUAUUUGCAACCUCGUUCAUUUACACCGGAAGAACUUACAUUUGGCAGAACCAUGUCGGUGCAUUUGGUGUACUCUGCGCCUGGACGAACUUGAUGGUCAUGAUUGGACAACAUCCGAUUUUUGGAACUUAUGUAGCGAUGUUCACAAAAGUGCAAGGAGAGUUUGCUAAAUUAUUUCUAGCCUACGCUUUUCUUCUUAUCGGAUUCACCGUCAGUUUUUGUGUGAUUUUCCCCAUGUCUCAGGACUUCAACAAUCCUCUGAUCGGUUUUGUUAAGGUUCUGGUGAUGAUGACCGGAGAGCUUGAUAUGGCGAUGCUUACUAGUUCCGAUGGGAAAAACAUUCUCCUCGAUAUCAGCGCACAUAUCACCUACGUUCUGUUCCUACUCUUCGUCACAGUGGUGCUCAUGAACCUGCUGGUUGGUAUCGCAGUCCACGAUAUACAAGGCCUUCACAAGACUGCUGGACUUUCCAAACUUGUGAGACAAACCGAGCUGAUAUCUUUCCUGGAGAUCGCGCUGUUUCAAGGUUAUGUACCACGGAAGAUCAUCGACGUGCUGAAGUGGCCUGCGUUGGUGUCGCCGUCAGCCUACCGCGUGGUGCUUCACGUCAAACCUCUCAAUCCUCGAGAGAACCGGUUGCCCAAACAGAUUCUGAUGGCUGCCUAUGAGAUUGCCAGAGAACGCAGGAAGUGUAAUACCAAUACGCUGGCACCCACCGCUACCCACAGGUACGCCAGUGACGCCAAAGAGGACAGCUUCAAACAGCUGUCCGAAGAGGUGAGAAACUUGAAGCAGUUACUUCAGGAGCAGCAGCAGAGUGUGAAUCAGCUGCUUCAGAUUCUCGGGAGUAAAGGUUCUGCCAAAGAUCUUUCUGAGUAAAUAAUAGGUUGGUUCAAACACAUUACUACCAUUAUUACAUUGCUAUAAGUAUAAUAGAUUUGGUUAAAUCUUAAAAAAAAUUUAAGAAUGUUUUGUUCUAACAAUUUAUAAGGAUAAGGUAUAUUUAUAUAUAUAAAAUUUGGUUGUUGUUGUUUUACACUCCAAUUCAAACGUACAUAUUUAAAUGGAAACUUUUGUUAGGUAACCUUUGUUUACUUUUAGAUUAGAUCGAACAAAUAUAUCGAGUUGAGCUUUACGCUUGUUUAACAGUGGAAAAAUACCACAUUUUACCAAACAAUAUUUAACAAACAAUUAAUUAUAUAUUGGCUUUUUUGAACAUUUAAAUUUAGUUAUAGAUUUCAUUAACAAAAUUCUAGCACAACCUUUGUAUUGAAACUAAUGAAGGGUUGUACAAGUAAAUAGUUUUUGUACUUAUAUAUAUUGAUUAAUUAAAUAAAGCAAAAUAUAGCAAAACGCCAGUUAAAAUGUACUGCAUUCUGCUUGUUAAAAUACCAUUGUAGAUGUUUUAUUUGUUCCAAGUUCCAAAUAAUUAAUACUGUAAAGAUUUUCUAUUACUUUUGAAGGUUUAAAUAGACAUUUUCCUAGUUUCAUCCUAAGAACUGCAAACCUUUAACAUUGAGUUAUUAUAAUUAGAAAAAAAGUUGAAUAAUAUUUAAUCCAAAAAUCUAGUCAAUAGAAUAAACAAAUAGUAUAAUUUAAUCAUGAGAGAAAACAAAUUUUCCCUGUAAGCCUUACACACAAUUAUUAUUAAAAACUUCAAAUCUAAUUCUUGUGACUUAAAAUCCUCAAUUUAAUAAUUUUCUUGCCAAUCUGGGAAUACAAAUACACUUUAUGGUUGUGCGUGUAACAGACAACUUUUGUUUACAUAAAAUUUCAUAAAUUGAAUAGCGAUCUUAAAUAAUUAAGUUAGCAGAUUUGAAUAGUAUCAAGAUAAUACUUAAUCACUUUACACUGUCAAAGUCAGGUUUUUGUUCUUACUGUAUGUAAUACAAUGAUGGUCUUUUAAUACCUAUCAUCCUAGAUGUAAAGGUAGGACAUAUAAAAAAAUACAAUGUGGACAGUUAGAAUAAAUCUCAAUAUUGCUAUACUGUACGGUUGUUACUUUAAGUUAGCUGUAAAAUUUUAACAUUUUCAAUAAAAUCUAUUAACUAAAUUCAAAUAAAAAAUGUUACCAUUUAUAUUACUUUUUUGUAAAGUACACACCUCAGUUGCUUAGUAUCAAAGUAAUAUGAUACUGUAGUCUUUUAUGAAAUAUGUUACAUUAUUAAUAUAUGUGAUUUUAAAGUUGAAUAUUGUACAUAAUCAAUUAUUUACUUGUGACUUAGAUCAUAUUGCACUGUAAUUUUGGUGGUAAUAAAAGUAAUAUCUGUGUUAAGUUAAAGUUGUCACUAUAAAAAGUUCCUCAAUGUUAUUUUUAGCUUUUAUAUAAU